AUUUCAGCGGCGUCUCGUUUGUUGACGUGAGCUAUCUAGAGCUGCGCUGCAGCCUGUACGAAAACGGAAAAAAAUCGAGUUUGUUUCUCAUAAAGUAUAUCGGAAAUGUCUUUUUCAAGAGCCCCUCUGAAGAGGUUCAAUGAGCAUGCAGGUUGCGCCCCUCCACCGGGGGCUUAUGAGAUCAAAUCAGGGGAUCUGAAAGGAGUCGCAUCCUUCGACAAAUCUGAACGAUUCAGGACCGUUAAGACAGCGGCUGGAGAUCUUCUGCCACCACCAUCACCCUCCAGGAAUGUGCUAGUCUCUCCUGUCCGUAGGACCAUGUCGGUUGAUGGGCUUGUUGAAGGGUCUAGUGUAAAGAAAGAGAAGUAUGGCAUGAGCAUGGAGAGGAAACAGCAGAAACUCUUGGAAAGAGAGAUUCGGUCCCUGGUGCAUCAGCGAGGAGAGCAGAACCGUCGCUUGCUGGUCCUGGAAGAGGAUCUGAGGAAGGUGGAGGCCAAGCUUCUGGCUGCAGUCAGAGAAAAGACAGGCCUCUCUGCUAAUGUAACCACACUUGAAAGACAGCGAGCAGAGCUCAAGAGAGUCAAUGAGUUUCUAAAAAACAAGGUGUCUGCUGACACCACAAAGAAGAGGAUAAAUUCCCUCACAAUGGAGCUGAUGGAUGUUAGGAACCAACUGGAUGUUAAAAACCAAGAGUUAAGUGUCCUGCAGAUUAACACUAAAGGCCAGGUAAGGGUGUUAGAAACUGACCUCCAAGCUGCCAGGGCUUCAGUUUCUGCUAUGCAGGACAGGAAUAAAGACUUGGAGGAUCUACAUCAAGUGACAAAAACCCAGAAUGAAGAGCUGGGGAAUGAAAACGCUAGGUUACAAGCUGUGAUUCGGGAGCUGAGAGAAGAGAUCAAAGUACUGCAGGGAUACUUGGAUGCAGCCAAUGACCAGAUUCAAGAUCUCCGCCUGAAGAUUCAGGAGAAGACUCAGGAAAACACACAUACAAGUUUUCAAGUAGAGAAACUUAAUCAGCUAGAGACAGAACUAGAACAGCACACCGCAGAGCUAGAAACCACCAAAGAUGUGCUGAAACAAAGGGAGGAGGAGGCUCACAAACUCCAGGAAGAGCUGCAAGCAUCAAAGGAUGCUGUAUGGGAAGUGGAGAAGAGGAUGGAGUACCAGGGGACGGAGCUCAAGUCUGCGCAAAAGUCAGUGAGUGACAUGGAGAAGCAACUGAAGUUGUCCAGCCAAGAAGUUCAAGACUCGCAGGUGAUAGUCCGUCAGCAGGAGGCAGAGCUGCACAGACUAAGGGAGGUGCUCAGGAGAACUGAGAAGGAGCUGGAUGAGAGGGUGGCACAUCUUGAACAACGGUGUCUGUCUUCAGAGGAAGAGAGAAGCAGGACUCAGGAGGAGGGACUGAGGAAAGCAGAGGAGCUGAAGAUGGAGCUGACCGUGCUACAGCAGGCUAUACAACAGGAGAGAAAGAGAUGGAUUCAGCUCGAGCAAGAACACACUGCACUUACUGAGGAGCUGAUGAAAGAAAAGGCACUUGUGGACUCUCUGACUGUGCUGGUGGAGCAUGAAAGAGAGGAGUCUGACGAGCAUUUGAGACAACUAAAGGAGGAGAUGGAGGAGGUGCUGGGAGAGCUUGCUGCCAUGGAAGAACACGAGCAGAAGCGGCAGGAGGUGGCAGAGAUGAGUCAGGAGGCCCUUCAUAGACUGCAGGAGGAAAAAGCGGAGCUGGAGCAGCAACUAAAUGAUACAAAGGUGCUCUUGGAGAGUAAGAGCAGGGAUCUGGCAGCUUUGAAAGAAGUGCAUUUGUCUGCUAAGCAAGAGCUCCAGGAGGCAAACAUAAACUUGCAGAAAAAGAUGGGAGAUAUUGUCACGGAGCUGGAAAGCACCAAAGAAGCCCUACAGGGAGAAAAAGGAAGACAGAGAGAACUGCAAGCAGAGGUAGAGAGGCUGACCCAUCAGUUGAGGGAGGUGAUGGAUAAAAUGAUUGAAGGGAAAAAGGGAGAGAUCAACAGAAUGAAUGAGUGGACUGAAGAGCACCAAGAGAGACUGCUAGCUGAAGCUAAGGCCAUAGAAAAUUCAAGAAUUUUGCAGGAAAUGCAAGCGUGCCUCACACAAAAAGAUGAGGAGAUAAAGGCCAUGGAGGCGAGCCACGCUGUUCAAAUCAAGCAGCUACAGAAGCAGCUGCAGACAGAUGAGGAGGAAGAAGAACAGAGAAGACACGAGAGGGAAGGAGCCCAGAAGCAGCUGGAAGAGAUCAACCAGGAAAAAGAGGAAAUAAUAAAAGAGCUCCAAGACGAAAGAGAGCAAAAAGUGCAAAUUGAGACUGUCCUUCAGCAAGAAAAAGAAGCAUUGGAGGUUGAAAGAAAAAACCACGAGCAGGUCAGGUCAGAGGUGCACAGACUACAGGCUGAGCUUACGAGGGUAGAGGAGGAUAGAAACGGUCUGCUGUCUGAAGCAGAACUCAAAGAACAGUUCAGGCGUGCUCUUGAAAAUCAACUAGUCACUGCGGAGCAGGACAAAGAUCAGCUUCGAGCACGUGUGGAUGAAGCUGAACAAGUAAGCAUUCGUCUCCAGGCCCAAUUAGACCUCAUGGAGGAGAAGACGCAGGCUCUGGAACAUGAUUUACAGAGCCAUCAUCAAGACAGACAAGCUCUGAGGGAGCAGGUGGAGGUACUGGCCCAGGAGAAAGUUACUCUGCAGUGGGAGAUGGAGGAGCAGCAACGGGAACUCCAAAAAAAAUUAGCUGAAGCACAGGAGAAGAGCUCCCCCAGUGCAGAGAUUGACCACUGGAGGAAACAAUAUGAGGAGCUGUUUGUUAAAGUCAAGCCCUUCCAGGAACAGCUCAAUGCGUUUGCAGCAGAACGAAAUGCACUACUCAAUGAGAAUGGAGCAAACCAGGAGGAAUUAAACAAAUUGGCCGAUGCUUAUGCUCGCCUGCUGGGGCACCAAAACCAGAAGCAGAAGAUCAAACAUGUGGUGAAACUCAAAGAUGAGAACAUUCUCCUAAAACAGGAGGUGUUGAAGCUUCGUACCCUGGUGAGCCGGCAGAAGAGUGAUUUGGAGCAGCUGAAGUCAAAGCUCCCUGGUGCUCCUCGCCGCAGGUUUGAUCCCAGCAAAGCUUUCCAGCAUGACAAGGAGAACAGGCAGUCUGACACAGCUGAACCUCUCAGAGACGGAAACCACAUAGAGUAGUGGAGCUCUUCUAGCCAACAAGUGAUGCAGCAGACACAUUACUUCUCUCCAAUUUGGUGGUCUUUGGUAUUGAUGAUUUUAAUAUUCUCAAAUUGUAAACUGUUCCAACAAGCUGCUGUUCUGCAGCUUUUGCUUGAAAUUGUUAUAUAAACUGUGAUCAUAUUUUUAAAACAUGUUCGUGUGGAGAAGCAGUAAAUAAAAGAUUACAAGGACGAAUA
Melanotaenia boesemani (Boeseman's rainbowfish) is the source of this 3410-nucleotide messenger RNA. RefSeq names its product hyaluronan-mediated motility receptor (RHAMM) (gene hmmr). Gene Ontology annotation, cellular component: membrane. Lineage: Eukaryota; Metazoa; Chordata; Actinopteri; Atheriniformes; Melanotaeniidae. Gene Ontology annotation, molecular function: hyaluronic acid binding. The transcript is spliced from 20 exons. The coding region runs from base 106 to 3192 and encodes 1028 amino acids. The record is from RefSeq and is a predicted model, not a curated record.